Molecule: messenger RNA, 14816 nt
Organism: Mus caroli (Ryukyu mouse)
Lineage: Eukaryota; Metazoa; Chordata; Mammalia; Rodentia; Muridae
Source: RefSeq, a predicted model, not a curated record
CUCUCUCUCUCUCUCUCUCUCUCUGUCUCUCUCUUUUUGUGGAGGAUUCUGAAGCCUUUUCUUCAGGAUUAGUGCUGGCUUCUCGGCUGCCGCAUGUGGGGUGACUCCGGAUCUUUCUCCUUUACAAGAGCCACCCUUUGCAGCAUUCCCCCUUUGGAGGAACCACUUAGACACUUCCAGCUGGUGGCAGGGGAUGCGGCCAUAACACAGCUCCUCCGGUCCCAGCUGCCUCCACUACAGCCUCUGCACCAGGAUGGCUGCGCUCUCCUCAAGAGGGGAAGGCUCAGCAAGGUGUAGGAUGAGAUCUGGCCCCUGCUGUGGUGGGUUUUGAAAGCUGCAGUUUCCCCAGCAUCUCUGCCUCUCUGCCUCUUGGAUGCCUUUCUGCUCAGGCUUCUCUCCUGUGAGGGCUAUGCUGCUCUAUGCCUGAUUAGUGGUACCCAAGGAGAUCACCUUUCUCAGAGAAAGCUCUGCGCGCUUGAGACAGGGUCUUUUUUCAAAUGCAUUAUGGCUCAUGCCGCCUCCCAGUUAAAGAAAAACAGGGAUUUAGAAAUCAAUGCGGAAGAAGAGACUGAGAAAAAAAGGAAACACCGCAAACGGUCCCGGGAUCGCAAGAAAAAGUCUGAUGCCAACGCAAGUUACUUAAGAGCAGCUCGGGCGGGGCACCUGGAAAAGGCCCUUGACUACAUCAAAAAUGGAGUGGACGUCAACAUCUGUAACCAGAAUGGAUUGAAUGCACUCCAUCUUGCUUCCAAAGAAGGCCACGUGGAAGUGGUUUCUGAGCUGCUGCAGAGGGAAGCCAAUGUCGAUGCAGCCACAAAGAAAGGAAACACGGCCUUGCACAUCGCAUCUUUGGCUGGGCAAGCAGAAGUGGUCAAGGUCUUGGUUACGAACGGAGCGAAUGUCAACGCACAAUCUCAGAAUGGCUUCACACCAUUGUAUAUGGCAGCCCAGGAGAACCACCUGGAAGUCGUCAGGUUUCUUCUGGACAAUGGCGCCAGCCAAAGCCUGGCCACAGAGGACGGCUUCACACCAUUGGCCGUGGCUCUGCAACAAGGUCAUGACCAAGUCGUGUCCCUCCUGCUCGAGAACGACACGAAGGGAAAAGUGCGCCUCCCAGCCCUCCACAUCGCAGCCCGGAAAGACGACACCAAGGCAGCAGCUCUGCUCCUGCAGAAUGACACAAACGCGGACGUGGAGUCAAAGAUGGUGGUGAAUAGAGCAACUGAGAGUGGCUUCACCCCGCUCCACAUAGCUGCCCACUAUGGGAACAUCAAUGUGGCCACGUUGCUGUUAAACCGAGCGGCUGCUGUGGACUUCACCGCACGGAAUGACAUCACUCCUUUACACGUUGCGUCGAAGCGAGGAAAUGCAAAUAUGGUGAAGCUAUUGCUGGACCGGGGUGCGAAGAUCGAUGCCAAGACCAGGGAUGGUCUGACUCCGUUGCACUGUGGGGCAAGAAGUGGCCAUGAGCAGGUGGUAGAGAUGUUGCUUGACAGAGCCGCCCCCAUCCUUUCAAAAACCAAGAAUGGACUGUCGCCACUGCACAUGGCCACACAAGGAGACCAUUUAAACUGCGUCCAACUCCUCCUCCAGCACAACGUGCCCGUGGAUGACGUCACCAACGACUACCUGACCGCCCUCCAUGUGGCCGCCCACUGCGGCCAUUACAAAGUUGCCAAGGUUCUUUUGGAUAAGAAAGCUAACCCCAAUGCCAAAGCCCUGAAUGGCUUCACCCCUCUCCAUAUCGCCUGCAAAAAGAACCGUAUCCGAGUAAUGGAACUCCUUUUGAAGCACGGUGCAUCUAUUCAAGCCGUAACCGAGUCGGGCCUUACCCCAAUCCAUGUUGCUGCCUUCAUGGGACAUGUAAAUAUCGUGUCACAGCUAAUGCAUCAUGGAGCCUCCCCAAACACCACCAAUGUGAGAGGAGAGACAGCAUUGCAUAUGGCGGCUCGGUCCGGGCAAGCAGAAGUGGUGCGGUAUCUGGUCCAAGAUGGAGCUCAGGUAGAAGCAAAAGCUAAGGAUGACCAGACUCCACUCCACAUCUCAGCCCGACUCGGGAAAGCCGACAUAGUUCAACAACUGUUACAGCAAGGAGCAUCCCCCAAUGCAGCAACAACUUCUGGGUACACCCCCCUUCACCUUGCAGCCAGAGAGGGACAUGAGGAUGUAGCUGCGUUCCUUCUGGAUCAUGGAGCAUCUUUAUCCAUAACAACAAAGAAGGGAUUCACCCCUCUGCACGUGGCAGCCAAAUACGGAAAGCUUGAAGUCGCAAGUCUCCUGCUGCAGAAGAGUGCGUCUCCUGAUGCCGCAGGGAAGAGCGGGCUAACUCCACUGCAUGUAGCAGCGCAUUACGAUAAUCAGAAAGUGGCCCUUCUGCUCUUGGACCAGGGAGCCUCACCCCACGCAGCCGCGAAGAAUGGCUAUACACCACUGCACAUCGCGGCCAAGAAGAACCAGAUGGACAUAGCCACGUCCCUGCUGGAGUACGGUGCUGAUGCAAAUGCGGUUACCCGGCAAGGGAUUGCGUCCGUCCAUCUUGCGGCACAGGAAGGGCACGUGGACAUGGUGUCGCUGCUCCUGAGUAGAAACGCGAAUGUCAACCUGAGCAAUAAGAGCGGGCUCACCCCACUCCACCUGGCUGCUCAAGAAGACCGAGUGAAUGUGGCCGAGGUCCUUGUCAACCAGGGGGCCCAUGUGGAUGCUCAGACGAAGAUGGGCUACACCCCACUCCAUGUGGGCUGUCACUAUGGAAAUAUCAAAAUAGUCAAUUUUCUGCUGCAGCAUUCUGCAAAAGUUAAUGCCAAGACGAAGAAUGGAUACACGGCACUGCACCAGGCUGCUCAGCAGGGCCACACGCAUAUCAUCAAUGUCUUGCUUCAGAACCACGCCUCCCCCAAUGAACUCACUGUGAAUGGGAACACAGCUCUGGCCAUCGCCCGGCGCCUUGGUUAUAUCUCGGUGGUUGACACACUGAAGGUCGUGACGGAGGAAAUUAUGACCACCACUACCAUCACGGAGAAGCACAAAAUGAAUGUCCCAGAAACGAUGAAUGAAGUCCUCGAUAUGUCAGACGAUGAAGGUGAUAAAUGCACAUGGUUCAAAAUUCCCAAAGUACAGGAGGUUUUGGUGAAAAGUGAAGAUGCCAUCACAGGGGACACUGACAAGUAUCUUGGGCCACAGGACCUUAAGGAGCUAGGUGAUGACUCCCUGCCAGCCGAGGGUUACGUGGGCUUCAGUCUUGGAGCCCGUUCUGCCAGCCUCCGCUCCUUCAGUUCGGAUAGGUCCUACACCUUGAACAGAAGCUCCUACGCAAGGGACAGCAUGAUGAUCGAGGAACUUCUGGUACCAUCCAAAGAGCAGCACCUGACGUUCACGAGGGAGUUUGAUUCUGACUCCCUCAGACACUACAGUUGGGCAGCAGACACGUUAGAUAAUGUGAACCUGGUCUCAAGCCCCGUGCAUUCUGGCUGCUCGUCUCCGCUGCCUCAGUAUGACUCAAGGUUUCUGGUUAGCUUUAUGGUGGACGCGAGAGGGGGCUCCAUGCGAGGAAGCCGCCACCACGGGAUGCGGAUCAUCAUCCCUCCGCGAAAGUGUACAGCCCCCACCCGCAUCACGUGCCGCCUGGUAAAGAGACAUAAACUGGCCAACCCACCCCCCAUGGUGGAAGGAGAGGGAUUAGCCAGUAGGCUGGUAGAAAUGGGUCCUGCGGGGGCACAAUUUUUAGGCCCCGUCAUUGUGGAAAUCCCUCAUUUUGGGUCCAUGAGAGGGAAGGAGAGAGAACUUAUUGUCCUUCGGAGUGAGAACGGAGAGACCUGGAAGGAACAUCAGUUUGACAGUAAAAACGAAGACCUCGCGGAGCUUCUCAAUGGCAUGGAUGAAGAACUCGACAGCCCGGAAGAGUUGGGUACAAAGCGCAUCUGCAGAAUUAUCACAAAGGAUUUCCCCCAGUAUUUUGCCGUGGUUUCCAGGAUUAAGCAGGAAAGCAACCAGAUCGGUCCUGAGGGUGGGAUUCUGAGCAGCACCACCGUGCCCCUUGUCCAGGCCUCCUUCCCAGAGGGUGCCUUAACCAAGAGGAUCCGUGUGGGUCUCCAGGCUCAGCCCGUGCCAGAGGAAACGGUGAAAAAAAUCCUUGGGAACAAAGCAACGUUUAGCCCAAUUGUCACGGUGGAGCCAAGGAGGAGGAAGUUCCAUAAGCCCAUCACCAUGACCAUUCCGGUGCCCCCGCCCUCGGGAGAAGGCGUGUCCAAUGGGUACAAGGGGGAUGCCACGCCCAACCUGCGGCUCCUCUGCAGCAUCACAGGAGGCACCUCACCAGCUCAAUGGGAAGACAUCACAGGAACAACCCCUCUGACGUUCAUAAAGGACUGUGUGUCUUUCACAACCAACGUCUCUGCCAGAUUCUGGCUGGCAGACUGCCAUCAGGUGUUAGAGACCGUAGGGCUAGCCUCCCAGCUGUACAGAGAGCUGAUAUGCGUUCCCUACAUGGCCAAGUUCGUUGUGUUUGCCAAAACAAACGACCCGGUGGAGUCCUCGCUGAGGUGCUUCUGUAUGACAGACGACAGGGUGGACAAAACCCUGGAGCAGCAGGAGAACUUCGAGGAGGUUGCCAGAAGCAAAGACAUUGAGGUGCUGGAAGGGAAGCCCAUCUACGUUGAUUGCUAUGGAAACCUGGCCCCUCUGACCAAAGGAGGACAGCAGCUUGUUUUUAACUUUUAUUCUUUCAAAGAAAACAGACUGCCAUUUUCCAUCAAGAUCAGAGACACCAGCCAAGAGCCCUGCGGCCGCCUGUCUUUCCUGAAGGAGCCAAAGACAACAAAGGGAUUACCCCAAACGGCUGUUUGCAACUUAAAUAUUACUCUGCCGGCUCAUAAAAAGGAGACAGAGUCAGAUCAAGAUGACGAGGCUGAGAAGGCAGACAGACGCCAGAGCUUUGCUUCCUUAGCUUUACGUAAGCGCUACAGCUACUUGACUGAACCCAGCAUGAAAACAGUUGAACGGAGUUCAGGAACAGCAAGAUCCCUCCCCACCACUUAUUCACACAAGCCAUUCUUUUCUACAAGACCAUACCAGUCCUGGACCACAGCUCCAAUCACAGUGCCCGGGCCGGCCAAGUCAGGCUCCUUAUCCAGCUCUCCCUCUAACACGCCGUCAGCUUCUCCGUUAAAAUCCAUAUGGUCUGUCUCGACGCCUUCUCCGAUCAAAUCCACGUUAGGCGCCUCAACUACAUCUUCAGUCAAAUCCAUUAGUGAUGUGGCGUCUCCUAUUAGAUCUUUCCGGACAGUUUCUUCGCCAAUAAAAACGGUGGUGUCGCCGUCUCCGUACAAUCCCCAGGUUGCCUCUGGUACCCUUGGGAGGGUUCCCACCAUCACAGAGGCCACACCCAUAAAGGGGCUGGCUCCCAACUCAACUUUCUCCUCUCGAACUUCUCCUGUGACGACCGCAGGGUCUCUGUUGGAGAGGUCCUCCAUCACCAUGACACCCCCUGCCUCCCCCAAAUCAAACAUCACUAUGUAUUCCUCAAGCUUGCCAUUUAAGUCCAUUAUCACAUCAGCGACACCACUGAUCUCUUCCCCUUUAAAGUCAGUGGUGUCUCCGACCAAGUCUGCAGCUGAUGUCAUCUCAACAGCUAAAGCUACGAUGGCAUCGUCUCUCUCCUCCCCCUUAAAGCAGAUGUCCGGACAUGCAGAGGUAGCGCUAGUCAAUGGGUCUAUUUCUCCUCUGAAGUACCCUUCGUCUUCAGCUUUAAUUAAUGGAUGCAAAGCCACUGCCACAUUACAGGACAAAAUUUCUACAGCCACAAACGCUGUGAGCUCGGUGGUGAGCGCAGCCUCUGACACGGUAGAGAAAGCGCUCUCUACCACAACAGCCAUGCCCUUUUCCCCACUCAGGUCGUAUGUUUCUGCAGCCCCCACGGCUUUCCAGUCCCUUAGAACUCCCUCUGCAAGUGCACUGUACACCUCCCUCGGGUCUUCGAUAGCUGCUACUACCUCAUCUGUAACUUCAUCAAUAAUCACAGUGCCAGUAUACUCGGUAGUCAAUGUUUUGCCAGAACCAGCACUGAAGAAACUCCCAGACUCUAACUCGUUCACCAAGUCGGCAGCGGCUUUGCUGUCGCCCAUUAAAACAUUGACUACGGAGACACGCCCUCAGCCCCAUUUCAAUCGAACUUCAUCUCCAGUCAAGUCGUCUCUGUUCCUGGCAUCCUCGGCCCUUAAGCCAUCAGUACCGUCUUCUUUAUCUUCCAGCCAAGAGAUCUUAAAGGAUGUGGCCGAGAUGAAGGAGGAUCUCAUGAGGAUGACUGCCAUACUGCAGACGGACGUGCCAGAGGAGAAGCCAUUCCAAACCGACCUCCCCAGAGAAGGGAGAAUAGACGAUGAAGAACCUUUCAAAAUCGUUGAGAAAGUGAAGGAAGACUUAGUCAAAGUCAGUGAGAUACUCAAAAAGGAUGUGUGUGUCGAGAGCAAAGGGCCACCCAAGUCCCCGAAGAGUGACAAAGGACACUCUCCAGAGGAUGACUGGACAGAAUUUAGUUCUGAGGAAAUACGAGAAGCCAGGCAGGCUGCGGCCAGUCACGCCCCGUCCCUGCCCGAGAGAGUACAUGGGAAGGCCAACCUCACUAGAGUCAUAGACUACCUGACCAAUGACAUCGGGAGCAGCUCACUGACCAACUUAAAGUACAAGUUUGAAGAGGCUAAGAAGGAUGGAGAGGAGAGACAGAAGAGGAUUUUAAAGCCAGCCAUGGCUUUGCAGGAACAUAAACUCAAAAUGCCGCCGGCCUCCAUGAGGCCUUCCACCUCUGAGAAGGAAUUGUGCAAGAUGGCUGACUCUUUUUUUGGAGCAGAUGCCAUCCUAGAGUCUCCCGAUGACUUUUCCCAGCAUGACCAAGAUAAAAGUCCCUUGUCUGACAGUGGCUUUGAAACCCGGAGUGAGAAAACGCCCUCGGCCCCGCAAAGUGCCGAGAGCACAGGCCCUAAGCCAUUAUUUCAUGAAGUCCCCAUCCCCCCUGUCAUCACAGAGACAAGAACUGAAGUGGUCCAUGUGAUCAGAAGCUAUGAGCCCUCUACUGGAGAGAUCCCCCAGUCCCAGCCAGAGGACCCCGUGUCUCCCAAGCCUUCCCCUACAUUUAUGGAGUUGGAACCAAAACCUACCACCUCUAGCAUCAAGGAAAAAGUAAAAGCAUUUCAGAUGAAAGCCAGUAGUGAGGAAGAGGACCACAGUCGGGUUCUAAGCAAAGGCAUGCGUGUCAAAGAAGAGACUCACAUCACCACGACCACCAGGAUGGUGUAUCACUCCCCUCCUGGUGGCGAGUGCGCCUCCGAAAGGAUUGAGGAGACCAUGUCAGUCCAUGACAUCAUGAAGGCCUUUCAGUCCGGGCGAGACCCUUCCAAAGAGCUGGCAGGGCUGUUUGAACACAAGUCGGCCAUGUCUCCAGAUGUUGCCAAGUCUGCUGCUGAGACCUCAGCCCAGCACGCAGAGAAGGACAGCCAAAUGAAACCCAAACUGGAGCGCAUUAUAGAAGUGCACAUCGAAAAAGGUAACCAAGCCGAACCCACUGAAGUCAUUAUUAGAGAGACCAAAAAGCAUCCCGAGAAGGAAGUGUCUGUGUAUCAGAAAGACUUAUCCCGGGGAAAUAUUAACUUAAGAGAUUUUCUGCCAGAGAAACACGAUGCUUUCCCCUGCCCCGAGGAGCAGGGUCAGCAAGAAGAAGAAGAGCUGGCAGCCGAAGAGUCCUUGCCUUCUUAUCUGGAAUCCUCCAGAGUAAACACUCCAGGGUCCCAAGAAGAAGAUAGCCGCCCUAGUUCCGCACAGCUCCUGUCCGAUGACUCUUAUAAAACACUGAAGCUUUUGAGUGAGCACUCCGUAGAGUAUCAUGACGAUGAGUUGUCAGACCUAAGAGGGGAGUCUUACAGGUUUGCUGAGAAAAUGCUUCUCUCAGAAAAGCUAGAUGUGUCUCACUCUGAUACCGAGGAGUCGGGGACAGACCAUGCAGGACCCCCUAGCUCAGAGUUACAGGGGUCUGAUAAGCGAUCCAGAGAAAAAGUAGCCACUGCCCCCCCAAAAGAAAUCCUCUCCAAAAUCUAUAAAGAUGUGUCUGAAAAUGGGCUAGGGAGAGUGUCUAAAGAUGAGCAUUUUGAGAAACUGACAGUGUUGCACUACUCGGGCAACGUCAGUGGUCCCAAGCAUGCCAUGUGGAUGCAUUUGUCUGAGGACAGACUAGACAGAGGUAGAGAGAAGCUGAUGUAUGAAGAUAGGGUGGACAGGACCGUGAAGGAGGCGGAAGAGAAGUUGACUGAAGUGUCGCAGUUUUUUCGUGACAAAACUGAGAAGCUAAACGAUGAACUGCAGUCCCCGGAGAAAAAGCCACGCCCCAAAAAUGGCAAGGAAUACUCCUCCCAGAGUUCCACCAGCAGUAGCCCCGAGAAAGUGUUAACGGAGCUGUUGGCAUCCAACGAUGAAUGGGUUAAGGCCAGGCAGCGUGGCCCGGAUGGACAAAGUGUCCCUCAGGCUGAGGACAGGAAGGCACCCAGUAGGUCCAACAGCCCUGAGAAGAGGGUCCCUAUCCAACAGAGCGAGGAUGGCCAGCCUCCAGAGGAAGCCAAAAGAACUGUCGUUGCUCAGAGCAGGGGACAAGAAGGACCCCAGUCUGGAUUUCAGCUCAAACAAUCUAAACUCAGUUCCAUUAGAUUAAAAUUUGAACAAGGGGCACGUGCCAAAAGUAAGGAUCCACCUCACGAGGAGAAACAUCUGGACGGGCCGUCCCGGAUCCCGGUUAAGAAAACUCAAGAAACCAAGCUGCCCACGCACCCAGGUUUUGCUAGAGAAAAACAGCAGAAGGCUGUAGAUCCCCUAGAGGAAAGAGUGCCGGUGCAAAAUGAUGUUACGGUAUUCAAAGCCGAGCAUGCCCAAAGCAAUGAGAUCAUUGCAAGCAAAUCUGGCUCCUGCAAUGGCAAAAGCCACAGAACUGAGAUGUUAAGUAAGGCAAUGCCUGACUUCUUUCCUGAGCAACAGGUUGAAGACUCAGCCUGCCCCAUAACAUCAGAUCUAGAGACCAAGGGACCGUGGGACAGAAAGGUCUUUAGAACAUGGGAAAGUUCUGGGGCCAAUAACACUAAGGCCCAGAAAGAACAACUCUCCCAUGUGCUUGUUCACGAUAUAAGAGAGAAUCACGCUGGUCGACCUGACGAUAGUGAGAACGGUGACCCAAAGAGUGAAUUUAUGUAUGUGACUGAGAGAGAACACAAAAUGUUAACCAACGGCUCUCUCUCAGAAAUUAAGGAAAUGAGUGUAAAAUCUCCCUCCAAGAAAGUGUUAUACAGGGAGUACAUUGUUAAAGACGGGGACCCUCCCAGCAGCGCUCUCAACCAUCCCCCCAGGAGAAGUGAGAGCUCACUAGCAUCUCACAUUCCCAUCAGGGUCACAGACGAAAGGAGGAUGCUGUCGUCAAAUAUCCCCGAUGGGUUUUGUGAGCAGUCAACAUUUCCAAAACAAGAACUAUCCCCAAGAGUGUCCCGGCCAAGUAUGAGCGAAGGGGUAGUUGAGAGCCAGCACUUUAACUCCGUAGACGAUGAAAAAGUUACCUAUUCCGAGAUCAGCAAAGUUUCCAAACAUCAGAGUUACCUAGCUCUUGAUGAAACCGAGACCUCUCCCACCAAAUCUCCCGACUCAUUAGAGUUUAGCCCAGGGAAGGACUCUCCCUCUAGUGAUGUGUUCGACCACGGUUCCGUGGAUGGGCUGGAGAAGCCAGAGGGGGGGAAAGAGAUCAAAACCUUACCUGUCUAUGUCAGCUUCGUGCAAGUGGGGAAACAGUAUGAAAAGGAGCUCCAACCAGGAGGUGUAAAAAAGAUCAUCAGUCAGGAGUGUAAGACGGUACAGGAAGCCAGGGGGACCUUCUAUACAGCUAGACAGCAAAAGCAGCCUCCUUCUCCCCAGGGCAGUCCAGAAGACGAUACUCUAGAGCAAGUGUCCUUUCUAGACAGCUCUGGGAAGAGCCCUUUGACCCCGGAAACUCCCAGUUCAGAGGAAGUGAGUUACGAGUUCACAUCUAAGACGCCAGACUCACUCAUAGCUUUUAUACCAGGACAACCCAGCCCGAUUCCCGAGGUUUCUGAGGAGUCGGAGGAGGAGGAGCCCAAAUCAGCCCCACUAAGGCAGGUGACCGUGGAGAAGGAAACAGAUCGUGACGUGAGCAAAGACUCUAUCCAAAGACCCAAAUGUAACCGAGUUGCCUAUAUUGAGUUUCCCCCUCCUCCCCCGCUGGAUGCUGACCAGAUGGAAUCAGAUAAGAAACAUCAAUAUCUCCCCGAAAGGGAGGUUGACAUGAUGGAGGUCAGCCUUCAGGACGAGUCUGACAAGUACCAGUUGGCCGAGCCAGUCAUCCGAGUGCAACCCCCAUCUCCAGUCCCUCCCGGUGCCGAGGCCAGUGACUCCAGCGAUGAUGAAUCCUUGUACCAACCAGUCCCAGUUAAAAAAUACACCUUCAAGUUGAAGGAAGUUGACGAAGGGCAGAAAGACACGGCGAAGUCCAAAACCGCCGCCACAAAGGCUUCCAACCAGAAAGAGGCAGAUGGUAACGGGAGAGAAGGCGAAUCUGGCCUUGACUCCCCUCAGAACGAAACAGCUCAAAAUGGAAACAAUGACCAGUCUGUCACAGAGUGUUCCAUCGCGACCACGGCCGAGUUUUCUCACGACACAGAUGCCACGGAGAUAGACUCUCUGGAUGGCUAUGACCUACAGGAUGAGGAUGACGGCCUAACAGAGAGCGACUCUAAACUCCCAAGUCAGACCAUAGACACCAAGAAGGAUGUUUGGACAGAGGGCAUUCUGAAGCCGGCUGACCGCUCUUUCAGUCAGAGCAAACUGGAAGUUAUUGAGGAGGAGGAGGGGAAAGUGGGGCUGGACGAAGAGAAACCAUCACCUUCUAAAAGCCCAUCAUCCGACAGAACCCCAGAGAAGGCCGAUCCCAAGUCAGGGACCCAGUUUUUCACCCUGGAAGGCAGACACCCGGACAGAUCAGUGCUCCCUGAUACUUAUUUCAGUUACAAAGUUGACGAAGAAUUCGCCACUCCUUUUAAAACAGUGGCGACCAAAGGUCUCGACUUUGACCCUUGGCCCAAUAACCGAGGGGACAAUGAAGUUUUUGACGGUAAAUCUCGGGAAGAUGACACUAAGCCAUUUGGUCUGGCGGUGGACGACCGCUCGCCGGCAACCACCCCUGACACAACGCCAGCCAGAACACCAACUGACGAAAGUACCCCAACUAGUGAGCCUAACCCCUUCCCAUUUCAUGAAGGAAAAAUGUUUGAGAUGACUCGCAGUGGUGCAAUUGACAUGAGCAAGAGAGAUUUUGUGGAAGAGAGGCUCCAAUUUUUCCAGAUUGGUGAGCAUACUCCUGAAGGGAAGUCAGGGGCCCAGGGGGAAGGGGAUAUGGUCACUGAUACCCCACAGCCACAGUCAGGGGACACCUCGGUAGACACCAAUCUAGAGAGAGAUGUAGAGGCACCUUCAGUCGACCCCAACCCCAGCAUCCCGAGCAACGGAGAGUGUCAGGAAGGCACAGCCUGUAGUGGCUCUCUGGAGAAGUCUGCAGCUGCCACUAACACCUCAAAAGUUGACCCCAAGUCACGCACGCCUAUAAAAAUGGGAAUUUCUGCAUCUACCAUGACCAUGAAGAAAGAAGGCUCUGGAGAAGUGACAGAUAAGACAGAGGCUGUGGUGACCAGUUGUCAGGGGUUAGAAAACGAAAUCGUGAAAGAGAUCUCGAGUGCACCCAGUAGCCAGGUGGGCAUUAGGCCCCAAGAGAAACAUGAUUUUCAAAAAGAUAACUUUAAUAACAACAAUAAUCUGGAUGCUUCCACUAUGCAGACAGAUAACAGCACAAGUCACAUAGUUUUGACAGGACGCGCUGCAUCCACUUGCACCACAGAGGAAGCUAAUCCAGUAAAAGGCUCAGGAAAGAGUCCAGGGACUCAAGGACACUCCAGCAGAGAGUCUCGGAAGGAGCCGAUAGGGCUUAGGCGGAAAUCCAAGCUUCCUAUAAAGGCCACCGCACCAAAAGAUGUCUUCCCGCCAAACCAUAAGGCAGACAGUAAAACAGGUAAACCGAGGCAGGUUGGUCAAUCUGAGAAACACAAAGCCCUUCCUACUUCUUCAUGUUUAGAUGCCAAGUCCCGAAUUCCCGUCAAAAACACACACAGGGAGAACCUAGUUUCAGUCAGAAAAGCAUGUGCCACACAAAAGCGAGGGCAGCCAGAGAGAGGCAAGGCCAAACAGCCUCCAUCCAAGUUGCCAGUAAAGGUAAGAUCCACCCGUGUCAUCGUCACCACCACCAACACCACCACCACCACUACCACCACCACCACCACCGUUAAAGUUACAGGAAGUCAGCUUAAGGAGGUAUGUAAACAUCCCAUUGAAUAUUUUAAGGGAAUUAGUGGCGAGACCCUAAAACUUGUGGACCGCCUCACUGAAGAAGACAAAAAGAUGCAAUCGGAGUUGUCUGAUGAGGAGGAAAGUACCUCAAGGAACACGUCGUUGUCCGAGACUUCCCGGGGCGGCCAGCCUUCAGUUACCACGAAGUCUGCUAGAAAUAAGAAAACAGAGGCACCGCCCUUAAAAUCAAAGAGAGGAAAGGCCGGCAGUAGGAGGACUGGUCCACAGAGUCCUUGUGAGCGGACGGAUAUCAGGAUGGCAAUAGUAGCCGAUCACCUGGGACUUAGUUGGACAGAGCUGGCAAGGGAACUGAAUUUUUCAGUGGAUGAAAUCAACCAAAUACGUGUGGAAAAUCCCAAUUCUUUAAUUUCUCAGAGCUUCAUGUUAUUAAAAAAGUGGGUGACCAGAGAUGGAAAGAAUGCCACAACUGAUGCCUUAACAUCGGUCUUAACGAAGAUUAACCGAAUAGACAUAGUAACCCUGCUGGAAGGACCAAUAUUUGAUUAUGGGAAUAUUUCAGGCACCAGAAGCUUUGCGGAUGAAAACAAUGUUUUCCAUGACCCAGUUGAUGGUUGGCAGAACGAGACGCCAAGUGGAAGCCUAGAGUCCCCAGCGCAAGCGCGAAGACUAACCGGUGGGUUACUGGACCGUCUGGAAGACAGCUCUGACCAGGCUCGGGAUUCUAUUACCUCAUACCUCACGGGAGAACCUGGGAAGUUCGAAGCAAAUGGAAACCACACAGCGGAAGUCAUUCCAGAAGCAAAGGCAAAACCCUACUUCCCGGAAUCCCAAAACGAUAUAGGGAAACAGAGCAUCAAGGAGAACCUGAAACCAAAAACACACGGAUGUGGUCGCACUGAGGAACCACUGUCACCCCUCACAGCCUACCAGAAAUCUCUGGAAGAAACCAGCAAGCUUGUCAUAGAAGACGCACCUAAACCCUGUGUGCCUGUCGGCAUGAAAAAGAUGACCAAGACUACAGCUGACGGCAAAGCCAGGCUCAACCUCCAGGAAGAAGAGGGUUCCACCAGGUCAGAGUCUAAGCAGGGAGAAGGCUAUAAGGUGAAGACGAAGAAGGAAAUCCGGAAUGUGGAGAAGAAAACCCACUAGUGACAGUGACGUCAGUCCAGGACCACGUGGUCGCACUGCCAGUAUUGAGAAACUCACCAGAGAUCAGCAGGAAGGAAAUAGUCACCAAGAAUGGAGUGUGGGUCAGCUGCUUCCACACGUCAGUGACACGAUUUUUUUUUUUUUAACGCAGAAGGAAAACGAAAAUCACAUUUUUUUCUUUCAUUUAGCAUGAGCCGAUCUACAAAGCAUGGAAACUCACGUUCAUUCCCGGCACUGACAUGCACACUGAGCAAGUGCAGUGCACGAUACAGGAAGCCAUGUUCUUCAGACCCGGUCUCAAGUAAUUUAGUGUCAUUUUCAAAGAAGACAGACAAAACAACACCUGUGCCACCCAGGAGGAGGGGCAGCAGAGGAUGGAAUGAUCAAAUCAAGAAGACACACUAAAAUUACUAAAUUCACAACAGCUCGCCUUAUUUUUCUUGGACCCAAACUAACUGUCAGGGUAUAAACACUGUUCGUUUCUUUCUUUCUUUUUUUUUUUAAAGAAAAAUAAUAAUAAUAAUAAUAAUGAAAAAAAUCAAUAGUUUUGCUGUAAAUAAUAACACUGUAAAUUCUAACAGAAGAAACUACAAUAAAGAAUUAUAAGGCACCUGCCUCACAGAACACAAAGAUAUCACAAAUGCAUCCAAGGUCGGGCAGGCAUCCCAAGUGACUUCACCCUGGACAAGGAUGGGGAUCUGGCGCGCGCAGGACUCUUUCACUGACUCUUGUAUAUUAGCAAUCAUGUUUGUACACGCAAAACUGCUAGCUUGAUUUUAAAAGAAAAAAAUGCAAAUCUUUAAAAAGAAAAAAAAAAACCUGCUGCAAAUUUAAAUAAUUCCCCAAACGAGGAAUUCUGUAGUUCUGUGAAAAAAAAAUUUUUUUCUUCAGAAUAUUAAUAUUUUGAUGCAUGCAUAUCACCUUAUUUUGAUUAAAUCUUUUCCAAUUUUGCAAACACUACAGUCUCCUGCAACACGGGAGAUUUUAUCUGUAAACACAAAGCCCUUCAUCUAAUAUUUAUUGCUAUUGCCAAUUUUUCAAUGAAAUGACCAAAAAUGGAAAAAAAAAUAACUAUACAGUAGUUUGCUUGGGGUGGGGGGAGGGGCGCUGUUAGUGCUUACAGGGGGGAAAUGCUUGCCACUGUAGAAGUGGAUGGUGCUCACAAGAGGCCCCAGUCAUGGGUAUUUAAAAAAAAUGGACUGACCGGAAAUCCGUAUCUAGCAGGAUCUAAGCGCACUGUAAAAAAAAAAAAAAAAAAAAAAAAAAAAAAAAAAAAA